Messenger RNA from Parasteatoda tepidariorum (common house spider), 828 nucleotides. The record is from RefSeq and is a predicted model, not a curated record. Lineage: Eukaryota; Metazoa; Arthropoda; Arachnida; Araneae; Theridiidae.
UAGCUGAUCGGUGGCAAUUAUAGUCGUUUGAAAUCGUUAAGAAGAUAGUUAGCUGCAGAAGAGUUUUAUUUUUGCAAUAAAAAGCAUUUGAACGUAAACAUAUAGAAGAGAAAAUGCCUGUUUUACGACUUGUGUUACAUCCAGAGAACUAUAUUAUGGUUAACUUGUGUCCUCUAUUGUAUUUGUCACUAUUGGGUAAAAUAAAAGAUCUAGAAAGAGCCAUAUGUAAUAGCAUUGAAGUACGCCAUUUGGAAACUGAUUUUUUAUAUCGUUGUAAAGCUACAAUGUCCUUAUUACAUCAAGGAUUUGGAUGUAAACAUAUUUUAAUGAAGAAAUCAAACCUCAAGCAUUCCAGCUGCUAUUUAAAAGAAGCUUUAUAUUAUGAUUUUGGUACUUUAAGUUUUGAUAAUGCACCUAUUCACCAAUGCAGAUUUCAUACUAUAAAUGAAUUGUUAAUUUUUAUGCUGAAAUAUGUUUACUCAGAUCCUAGUGAAAGAUUAUCUUUGGCAAAAUGUUUUAAACUGUUAUGGAGAAUUUUGCCAUUUUCUUAUAUUCGAGUUCAAGAAAUACAAAACUUAUUUCAGUUGGAGAAUAAUAAAGAGUUAUGUUCUUUUAAUUGCCUUGAAACCUUAAAGCAUUGCUGUCAAGUUUAUGUCAAGGAUUUUCCCUUCAUGUCUGUAGGAGAAAUCAUGCCAAGAUCUCUAGAGCAUUCAUGUCGCUGCAAAAUUCGCAAAAUUCUAAUGAGGAACAAACGAUGGCCAGAUGGAAUUAACGAGUUGCAGCUUCCAGCUGUUUUAGAAGCUUACGUUAAACUUAGAUGCUGAUUUU